Molecule: messenger RNA, 315 nt
Organism: Prorocentrum cordatum
Lineage: Eukaryota; Dinophyceae; Prorocentrales; Prorocentraceae
Source: the annotation of a GenBank genome assembly
CCUUUUUGCGUGGUCCACCAGCCCCUGCCGCAGGCCUACGGGCGCCCUGCGGCUCCCGCCCCGCGCUCCUGCUGGGGGCCGGCAUCCCCUUCGAGGUCUGCUCCCGUAUCCGUCCCCGCAGGCGGCUCCACCACGCCGACCAACGCGGGCGCGGAGACCAUCGCGCCAGCCGUGGGGGCCGUGCGGCUGGUCGGACGGACGAACGGCGGUGCCGAGCAGCGUUUCCCGCCGCGCCGGAGGAGGACGACAAGGAGGAGAGCGAGGAGGAGGGCGCGGAGAAGGGGGACCAGGGGGGCGAUGAGGCGACGAGGGGAG